AUGGAACCAACUCUAUCGCGUCUCAUUACAGCAGCUCACAUUCUCCACCAACAACAAAUACUCGACGAACAAGGUCAUAUCUCAGUGCGCAAUCCCCAUGAUCCCUCGACCUUUUUCACGAGCAACGUGCCUGCUAUCCUCGUCUCUUCGAAGAACGAUCUCCACCAGUGGCAUGUCAGGGACUGUAGUCCUGUUACAAACCCAUACAAUGGAUGCCAAGCCGUGCAAACUGUGCCUGAGUUAUCAGAGCACCACAUUGAUGGUUGUAUUUAUGACCGAUACCCUGGCGUUCAGAGCGUUGUCCAUUCGCACGAUCUAAGUUCUAUUGUCUAUGGGUUAUGUAACAGUUCUGGAAGUAUGUUACAGCCUAGCUACCUUAUGGCCGGCUUCCUCCACUCGCCAAAUCCUAUCUUCGAUGCUGCCGACCAUUAUGAUGGACUGCCACCCGGGUCCGCGCACAACUUGUUGAUUAACUAUAAGUAUCUUGGCGACAUGCUGGCAGAAACCUUCAGCCGCUCUUACGGGGUGAAUGGAACCGAUAGCCUACCCGAGCACAAUGCAGUAUUCCUACGUGGCCAUGGGUUUGUCACUUGGGCAUCCAGCAUCGAGGAGGUAGUAUACAAGGCCAUUCAUAUACGCCGAAAUGCGGACAUCCAGACAAAAGCCAUAGCACAAAGAGACGAUUCAGACAUCGAUAUAGUAUAUCUCAGUGAGAGGGAAGCUAGGGACUGUGAAAACACGAUCAAUCGGAUUUUUCCCAUUACUUGGUUGGCAUGGGUAGCUCAAGUGGAGAGAUCAGGACAAUACUACAACGCGCUGAAGAUAAAGACGGGAGUGUAG
This is a messenger RNA of Exophiala aquamarina CBS 119918, 840 nucleotides long. RefSeq lists its product as uncharacterized. The record is from RefSeq and is a predicted model, not a curated record. The transcript has a single exon. NCBI's taxonomy places the organism in Eukaryota, Fungi, Ascomycota, Eurotiomycetes, Chaetothyriales, Herpotrichiellaceae. Bases 1 to 840 code for a protein of 279 amino acids.